This is a messenger RNA of Dermacentor andersoni, 1731 nucleotides long. The record is from RefSeq and is a predicted model, not a curated record. NCBI's taxonomy places the organism in Eukaryota, Metazoa, Arthropoda, Arachnida, Ixodida, Ixodidae.
AUGAUCUCGUGUCGGAGGCUCUCCGGCGUCGAUCUGGCGUCUAGCGAGUGGUUCGACUGUGGAGAGCUGUUCGGACACGGCUUCUUCCAGCGCUGGAUAUUCUUACUCACGCUCGUUUCCCUGUGCGCGUUGCACUGCCACACGCUCGUCUUUCGCCUCAUCUCCGGCGACGUCGACCAUUGGUGCAAGCGCCCAGACAUUCCGGGGCUUUCAGCGGCCACCUGGAGGAACGUGGCCAUCCCACUGGAAGCCGAUGGGCAUCGCAGCCACUGCACCGUCUACGCGCACCCGCACGACGCCAACGACACGCAGGUCGUGCUGUGCUACCGCUGGGACUACGACCCCGACGGGGUGCGGCGCUCCAUCGUGAGCCACUGGGACUUGGUGUGUGACAGGCGGAUGCUCAAGAACCUGGCGCAAGCCGUCUAUUUCGCCGGCUCGCUGGUCUUCAUGAGCAGCGUUGGCUACGUGGCCGACUACGUCGGCCGGAUGCCCGUUAUUUUUUCAGCAGUGGUGGUCUUGGUCAUGGCCACGCUUGGCGGUUGCUCCGCCAGAACGUAUGCCACAUACCUCGUCUCGCGGUUCCUCAACUCGGGCUGUGCCACCACAGUUGCGGUGCUUUCGUGCACGCUGCUUUUCGAGGUGUCCACUCACAAGAACCGGAGCAUGCAUGUGUCCAUCGCCGUCAUGGCGGGCUUGAUGAUCGCCGAGCUAUGGUUCGCGCUGGCGCGCCUGUUGCGACUGGCUGACUGGGUCCUGCAGCAAAUCUUCAUGCUAUCGCCUACGGCGCUGACACUGUUCGCUUUCUCGGCGGUGCACGAGUCGCCGCGCUGGUACGUCGCCCACAAGGAUAUGCUCCGCGCAGAGAUAGUCGUGAUCAGCGCGGCCAAGGAGAACCACUUUUCCCUGGACACCACGUCCUGCACGUUGAACAAGCUCAAGGCCGAGGUCGCCCGCAACGAAGCGCGCCUCCAGGUUGACCGAGACGCGAACGUCGCCGAAACGAGGAGACUCCAGCGUUGCGCGUUCAUCAUGUUCGGCUCGUACUUCUCGGCCGUGUUUACUACGUUCACCAUUGUCCAGCUCGAGUCGUCGGUGUCGUCCACUGCUGGUGCCUGGUACGACGGGGCCUCCAACGCCUCAAAUACGGUGGCUUUUGCUCUGCUAUACAUGGCGUCGACGGCAUUCCGCGGGGCGCCGGCGCGACGCUUGCUGGUCGGUGCCUUGGCCGUGCUGUGUGUCGCCGUGUGCGUGACGAGCGUGAGCUACGCGACGGCACACGUGUGGCUGGUCGAGCUGUCGUUCCUCGCGUCCAAGUCGCUCGCGUACAUGGUCAACGUCCUCGUACUUGCCAGCUCAUUGGACGUGUGCCCCACGGCGGUCCGGUGCACGACGCUAUGCCUGGCUUUCGGCUGCGGUCGCGUAGGAGCGGUGUGUGCCACUCUGCUAUCCGCGCUGCGAAGGUCGAGGCGCGAAGACUUGGUCUUUGCCCUGGCUGGACUCGUGGUAUUCGCGGCACUGUUGGCCCAGCUGCUCUUGCCGCUACCGGCCAAUCAGCAGACUCAGCCGCAAGCCUUCGCCCCUAUUCCAAAAGGAACGGACUACAUGAAGCAGACACUCGAUUCACUGGUUCCUCAGCGUAAGCAUCAGCGUAAGCCUACGGGUUCUCAGCGUAAGACCGCAAAUCCUGGCGUGGUCGAAAGCCAGCAGCUAGGAUUCCAAGCCUGGUGA